Pyrgilauda ruficollis (rufous-necked snowfinch) is the source of this 1509-nucleotide messenger RNA. RefSeq names its product hydroxypyruvate isomerase (putative) (gene HYI). Gene Ontology annotation, biological process: glyoxylate metabolic process. The transcript has 7 exons. The record is from RefSeq and is a predicted model, not a curated record. The coding region runs from base 3 to 890 and encodes 295 amino acids. Gene Ontology annotation, molecular function: hydroxypyruvate isomerase activity. Lineage: Eukaryota; Metazoa; Chordata; Aves; Passeriformes; Passeridae.
CCAUGGCGCUGCGCUUCUCCGCCAACCUCUCAUGGCUCUUCCCGGAGCUCCCGGCGCUGCCGGCGCGGUUGGAAGCGGCGGCGGCCGCCGGGUUCGGAGCGGUGGAGGCGGCUUGGCCGGCUGGCUGCCCGGCCCAGGAGCUGCGGGCCGCGGCGGAGCGGGCGCGGGUGCGGAUCGCGCUCCUCAACACCCCUCCCGGGGACCAGGAGGCGGGCGAGCUGGGGCUGGCGGCCGUGCCCGGGCGGCAGGCAGCCUUCCGGCAGGGCCUGGAGGCGGCCGUGCUCUACGCCAGGGCCGUGGGCUGCUCCAGGAUUCAUGUGAUGGCUGGGCGGGUUCCCUUGGGCACAGACCGGGCUGCAGUGGCAGGUGAGAUGGAAACCACCUUCAUUGAGAAUCUCAGAUACACUGCUGACCUCCUGUCACAGGAAGACAUGAUUGGACUGUUGGAGCCUAUUAACAACCGCAUCACUGACCCUCGCUACUAUCUGAACACCCCACACCAAGCUGCUGCCAUCCUGGAGAAAGUGGGACGGCCCAACCUGAAGCUGCAGCUGGACCUUUUUCACUGCCAGAUCAUGGAUGGCAAUUUGUCACGCAACCUGGAGACAUACUUCCCGCUCAUCGGUCAUAUCCAGAUUGCACAGGUACCAGGGCGGCACGAGCCCGACAGCCCUGGGGAGUUGAACUUCCCCUACAUCUUCGAGCUCCUGGAGUCCCUGGGCUACACUGGCUACGUGGGGUGCGAGUAUGCUCCGAAGGGUGAGUACUCUGCAGGUCUGAGCCCCAAGGGCAGGGCCAAGCACAGCUGGGUACUGUGCAAAGACAGGCAGGUCUUGGGGGGCACAGGUAGUGGAUGUCAUCCCUACCUGGGGAUGAGGGCUCUGUCCUGAACAGAAGCUGCUCCAGCUGCAGUAGGAGACCUUGUCUGUCACUGCAGGAGACACUCUGGAAGGUCUGGGCUGGCUGCGAUCCUACUGGGAAAGCCGAGGGCUGCAGCAUGGUGGGACCAGCAAGGCAGCCAAGUAAAACUAGAAAACCAUGAGAAUAAAAGACAAAGUAAUGGCUUAAAAGAGGAGCACGUGUCUUCUCUAGGACUAGGGGAGUGUGGUGGGUGGGAUGAUUUCCUCGAAUGAGGUUAGGAGCAUCUAUGUAAUUUCCCUCCCCCAGGCUCUACUGGGCCAGCCCAAGCUGCUGGACCCUCAUCUACACAAGUACCACCUGCAGCAUGUUUAAUUUAGUGAUGGCUCAGGCACCACUGUAGGUGACUUCAGGUACACAGAAAACUUUCAAUUCCAGGCUGCAGGGGUGUUCAGGGAGAGGUUUCCAGUCUCCCCAAUAAGGGGAGCAUUCCAGCUGGUGCCUGAAGUUGUGGAAAGAACACUUUGGACUUCCAGGUACUGAAGUUCUCAAGGCUGUUGCCAGUGCCCAGCACUGACUCUGCAGCAGGGCUGCAAGUGAAGCAAGCAGUCCCCUCACAGGCUGUCUGAUCCAAGGUAACAGGCUGGGAGC